AUGGACUCCAAAGUCGGCUGUCAGGUCAACAUGUCAUCAGAACCCAUAACCCUCAGGUUUAUACCCAGAGUGCCUAAGGACAGGAAGGAAAUGAUCCUCAUCUCUGUCAUCCUGGUGCUUCUGGCCACUAUCAUUAUUGGAGCAAUUCUCAUUGGAGUUUACAUGACGCAGCAACACACCGAAAAGAUAAUUAAAACCAUUAGUAGUACAGGAGAUGGCGAAGUGGUUGAGCAAACUGUGAUGGUGAACAACCAGGAAAGUGUUGCUGCUUUUCAUAUCCAGAGCAAUACGACUUCAGCAACUGUUGUCUACGACUAUAAACACCGACUGAUCGGCUUCCGAAUUCAGGACAGAAAACAAUGCUCAGUGGUGGCAAUGGAUUCAGUUGAUGUGCCCAGCCUACAUGAAAUCACCCAAGGAAUAGAGCACGUUGAUGAACAAGGCUCAGGAGAUGGCCACGUGUCCUACAGCUUCAAGCAAGGAGAACUGGCAGAUCGCACAAUUCUAGGAACCACAGUGAAUAUUCUCUGCAGUGAUGUCCCUGUGUACUGGGCUGAGAACAACCACAAAGCACAAAGAAGUGGAUUGCUGUGUGGAGGGCUUCUGAUUCUUAAUCUCUGCUUAAUACUGUUACUGUGACAAAGUGCUAGUCUGA
Lacerta agilis (Sand lizard) is the source of this 655-nucleotide messenger RNA. Its product is annotated as pulmonary surfactant-associated protein C-like. The transcript has 6 exons. The coding region runs from base 1 to 639 and encodes 212 amino acids. NCBI's taxonomy places the organism in Eukaryota, Metazoa, Chordata, Lepidosauria, Squamata, Lacertidae. The record is from RefSeq and is a predicted model, not a curated record. Gene Ontology annotation, cellular component: extracellular region; alveolar lamellar body. Gene Ontology annotation, biological process: respiratory gaseous exchange by respiratory system.